Ruditapes philippinarum (Manila clam) is the source of this 4573-nucleotide messenger RNA. Its product is annotated as mitogen-activated protein kinase kinase kinase 7-interacting protein 3 homolog. The transcript is spliced from 9 exons. Gene Ontology annotation, biological process: mRNA export from nucleus. Gene Ontology annotation, molecular function: mRNA binding. Gene Ontology annotation, cellular component: nucleus. NCBI's taxonomy places the organism in Eukaryota, Metazoa, Mollusca, Bivalvia, Venerida, Veneridae. The coding region runs from base 63 to 2105 and encodes 680 amino acids. The record is from RefSeq and is a predicted model, not a curated record.
AGGACCAUCCCACAACGAUUCUCUCAGAGGAAGAGUAUUAGCCUUUCCCAAAUUUUCCAAAAAUGGACGAAUCGCUGGAUGACUACAUUUCUAAGUCAAAUUUCAAGAUAAAAAUUGGAAAUCCAAAACCUUCAGGGUUUCAGGGAAAGAAGAAAGCCACAGCAGGAUUUCAAGGUAACAAAUUGGUCACUGAUGUUUCCAUCACUGUACCAGCAGUGCGUAAAACUGGCCCAAAUAACAAGACCAAUCAAAUGAGGGAUGCACGUGAACGACUCGUUUCCAAAAACAAGCCUUUAGAUGCGCGUGAAAAGCUUAAUCAGAAAGCCCAGGGCACAGAUGCAAGACAGAAAUUGAUGACAAUCAGAUCCCAGAAGGAGCCUCAAGAUGCACGUGCAAAGAUACAGGCAAAGAAACAGCAACAAGUUAAUCAACCACAGACACAAAGUGGCCCAUUUACUCUGACAAGAACAGUUUCAAAUAAUACUAACAACAACAUUCAGUUAACGCCUGGACCUAAGGGAAAUAUCAACAUUACCAAAACAUUGACUAAAGUCAUGCCACCUGGUUAUGAGCAUAUUAUUGGACCAUCUACAAAUGCUACAAACAAGGCAGUUACUCCGAUAGGAACAUCCACUGUGAAAAACCGACUUGGUCCUUCAUCAGGCACUAAUACUAGAAUAAAACUUGGUGGCUCUUCUGCAGCUGAUACUUCUAGAAGAUUGGGACCACCUACUGGCUCAAAUACUAACAUAGCCAAUAUAACAAGGACCAUAUCUAACACUCGUAACAUAGAACAUGGUCAACACCAGCAACACACAAAUUUCCCCCAGUCUACACCUGCUCCUUUAUCAUAUGAAAUCCAUCCUGGCAGUGCACAGGAACCUUUAUCUUAUGUGCCACCUCCUAGUAAUCCUCAUGAGUUUAAUACAGUAUAUCAAAGUGCUCCUCCACCCCAACAUAUGCCACCACCCACCCAGACUGCUCCUUAUCCGUACCCUUCUCAUCAAAGUCAGCCCCCGUACCCUUCAUCUUCACAGCCUGUCCCUGUUCAACAGGCACCUCCAGCACAAGGGCCACCAUAUCCGGUGAAUGAUCCAAUACCAGCUGGUCAUCAGUAUCCAAUGGGCCAUCAUUCUACUGUGAUACCCAAAAUACAAGUACAGAACGACCAAUACAGACCCCUGGAGCCUCCGUAUCCUCAGUAUGCAGCUCCCACUCAACAGCAUUAUGCCCCGCCCCCUCAGCCAUAUGCUCCGCCAGUGCAACAAUAUGCCUCUCCCCAACAACAGUAUAUGUAUCCUCCAGCACAACAGCCAGUUACUUAUGAACCCACCCCACAGGAGACCUACCCACGACCACAGUCAGGGCUGACUCAUGAUGCCAACUCGACAGUAUUCCAAAGAACAAUUGUAAAUGAUGUUCAGCCUCCACAGCAGACUGUGUCACAAACAUUACCUUUAAAAAGGAGGUCAACAGGAGAGCUAGUUGGACAGUCCUCAUCAUCCGGUCCACUGAGGUUGUCAAGCAAAAACUAUGUUCCUAUUAUUCAUACAACUGGAAGUUCAGAGUCUGCAAGGUCUGAAAAGCCAAAAUUCUCAAAAAUAACUGCACCAGGGGAACCAACAGCAAAGAAGUCGAAAGAAGAAGAUGAAGAAAAUGUGAUCAGUCCUUUACAAGGCUUUAAAAUUGCAAUAACAAAUCUUGCACACUCUGUAACUCAAGAUGAUAUCAUUGAAUUGUUUGGUGCAAUAGGAGCAGUAAAGAGUGUGAAGAUGUUGAAGUUGGGAACAGCUGAAGUUGUUUACGUGAAGAAAGAUGGCGCUGUACAGGCUGCUAAAAGUUAUCAUGACAGAGAAUUAGAUGGUCUUCCGAUGGUAGUGAAGUUGGUUACCCCAGUGUCUGCAAGAAUAAAGGAAGCGCCAGAAAAACUGCCAGCAUCUGUGAAACCAGCUGCUUCAUCACCUCUAAGGUUCAGUAAACCUGGAGUUAGCAAGGGAAAAGUGCCAGAUAAGAAAGAAGUGGAUGUGACUACACUACAUAAAGCCUUAUUUAAAACAGGAUCUUCUGGCCCUUCUAAACCCGUCACAUUUACUGUCAAUAUAUAAACUGUCAUGUGUUGAAUGUGACAUUCCACAUACUGAUAUAAUGCCAUGUGUUGAAUAUAUCUUUUCACAUACUGUAGACUGUUAUGUGCUAAAUAUGACAUUUUACAUACUGUAGACUGUUAUGUGAUAAAUAUGACAUUUCACAUACUGUAGACUGUUAUGUGAUGAAAAUGACAUUUCUCAUUGUGAUAGAAUGUCAUGUGCUAAAUAUGACAUAUCAUAUACUGUAGACUGUAAUGACAUUCAACAUACUGAUAUAAAAAUGUCAUGUGCUGGAUGUGACAUUCCACAUACUGAUUGACUGUCAUGUGUUGGCUGUGACAUUUCAUAUACUGAAUAACUAUAUAAUUUAGAAAGGGUUUUUUGUUUAAAUGAUUUAUUUAAGUUAAAUAGUUAAAAUAUUACAGUUGUUCGUUUGUGAUACACAUGUACAACUUAAGGUGUUGAUUUGCAGUACUUUUUAAUUCAUAGCAAUAUUUUCUUCAGAAAUCAGAUGUUUAUCGAGUAAGGGGACGAAAGUUCAAUGAUAUUGCACAGUAAAUGUUAGGAUCAUAAAAGUAUGGUUUAUGUAAUUUCAAUUUUGAUGACUACUAGCCUAGCAGUUUAGCACCCCAAGGGGUUUAAUAGGAAAAGAAUAAAGUGUUGUUUAAAAACACAUUUAUAAGUAUGAGAAUCUCUUGGUUAAUGGAUAAUGGUGGUUUUUUUUAACACAAAUGAAUAUUUUAUGUUAUAAAAAAAGGAUAUUGAGUGAGUGUAAGUUAAAUACUGUAUUUAUUGAACAAGUUGAAUAAAAAUAUAUGGGGUGUCCGUGGCCGAGUGGUUAAGUUUGUUUGACUUCAAACCACUUGUCUCUCAACGCUGUGGGUUCCAAUCCCGACAGGGACUUUGGAUUAUUUCAUGUGAGGAAGCUAUCCAGCUAGUUUACGGAACGUCGGUGGUUCAACUCAGGUGCCCGUUCGUGCUUGAAAUAAAGCACGGAAGGGCACCUGAGGUCUUCCUCACCAGUAAAGCUGGAACGUCAUCAUAUGACCUAUACUGUGUCGAUGUGACGUAAAACCCAAUCCAAAAAGAAUAAAAAUAUAUUAUGAGAACCUCUGGGGGGCAUUAUAUUUUAUUCAAGGAGUUCAAUAAAUUCAGUAAUGAACUGACAUAAAGUUAAAAUUCUGUUUAUCACAUACACAAAACAUGGACCGUUUGAAGUGAAAAAAAGGGGCACCUAUAGUUAAAUGCCAAUAUUUAGCGCGUCUUAUCGCUAUGUUUAUAUUUACGCAAAAGACAUUGCGUCAAAAUAUAUACACGGUUGUGCGAUACCAUUUUUGCGGAGUCACAAAAAUGGGAUGUGUAUGUGAUGAGAAUAGUUUAUGUGUUAUCUAGUUGAAUUGGUUGUAGUUUUUUUUUUUUUCGGCAAAGCAUCAGUUGUUAAUCAUGUUCAAACAUUGUUUCCUCAUAAUGUAUAACAUGAGGCAAAAUAUGGUUUACAUUAUAUAAUAUAUUUUUGUAAAUACGCACAUUCUCUUUCUAUGUUCUUUUUGCGAUGUUAUUUUAAAGUAGCCGUCAGCUUUUAUUUUAUGUUGGAAAAAGAAUUUUGUACUGUUUAAAACUAAGUAUUUCAGUAAUAUUACCGAGGAAAAGUGCAUCAUAUCACUGUUAAGCCUUUUUCAAAACAGUUCCCCGGGCAAUAUUUACAGCGCACAGUGACGUUGUUUCUAAAAAUAGAUGUUUGGGAAAUGAAUUGUUCAUUUUACUAAUUUACAUAUAAAGAGGGACCGAUAGAUCAGAGGUAUCAAGGGGUUUCCUUAUUGUUUAUGUAUUUAUCAAUGGCAAAUUUCAUUUUAUACCUUAAUUCUUUUAACUUGACAAUAAUAUGAAACAAUUUAUCUUUACAUAUUUAACCUUUAGAAAAGCUGAAGGCCCCUUUAAUGAUAACUUGCAUCAUUAUGUAAUUUGGUAUUUAAAUUCUUUAACAAAGGUUUUAUUCUUUGGAUAAUUUAUUUGGAUAAUUUAUUUGUGUUUUAUUGUCUGGAAGAUAUUUUUUUUGUAGAUUUAUAGUCAUUGUUGUUAGAAAAUUUAAAUUUUUUUUUUUUUUCUCUUUCAAAAAAAGUAAAAAGAUCUGGUAAUGUGUAACUUGCAUGUAAACUCAAAAGAAUAAAUUUGAAGAAUAUUUCUUUAAAAAAAAAAAGUGAUUUCAAAAUGAAGUUGGCACUCACAAUGUAUAGACCAAGCUUGAAAGACAUUUUGUGCUAUAUUUCUAAAGAAUACAUCAUCAUUAUCAUCAUCAUCAUUAAUCAGUUUUUGGUCUAGUCAUACCAUUCAGUAGAUAGAUCACUGAAAUUUUCCAGACAUACACUUGUUUUCAUAAGGUAUACAUUAGUAUGUAGGAGAGCAUUUUGGCAAUCAUCUUCUCACUUGUAUCAUUCACGCUGGAUGUAAGUUUAUAUAUAAAACAUUAAAUGUUCAUUGAAGACAAA